UGGCCUGCUCGCCCGGCGGACCAUGGAGGCCCCGAGGCCCCCGCCGUGGGGGUGGCGUGGCCGGUGGCUGCUGCCGAGGCGAGGGGGCUUCCUGGCCGUGUGGCUCUGGGCGCUGGGGCUGCUGCUGCUGCCUUACCGUCUGGACGCGAAGCUGCCUCACGAAGAGGACGUACACUUUAUCAAUGAGUACGUGAACCUGCACAAUGAGCUCCGGGGCAACGUCCUCCCCCGAGGCUCUAACUUGCGCUUCAUGACUUGGGAUGUAGCUUUGUCACGGACUGCUAGAGCAUGGGGGAAAAAAUGUGUGGCUGAACAUAAUACUCACUUAGAUGAACUAAAUAUGGCCCAUCCUAAAUUUAAUGGUAUUGGUGAAAACAUAUGGAUUGGACCUGAAAAUGAAUUCACUGCAAGUAUUGCUAUCAGAAGUUGGUAUGAAGAGAGAAAAAAGUACCAUUUUGAAAAUGACAGUUGCUCUAGUGACUGUUCUCAUUAUAAACAGGUUGUUUGGGACACAUCUUACAAAAUUGGUUGUGCCGUAACUCCAUGUACAAAGAUUGGACAUAUUAGAUAUGCAGUAAUUUUCAUAUGCAACUAUGCACCAGGAGGAUCUCUGUCAAGAAGGCCUUAUAAACAAGGAGUAAUUUGUACUCAAUGUAGCAGAUUUGACAAAUGCACAGAUCUUCUAUGCAGUAACGCAGAUCGUGACCAAUCCGUAUAUUAUCGAUUUUGGUACCCCAGAUGGGAAGUUCCCCGGCCAAUUGUGUGUGAUCCACUGUGCUUAUUUAUUUUCUUUCUGAGAAUGCUGUGUUUUACAAUAUGUAUCACAGUUGUUUUAAUAAUACAGUCUCGGUUUCCAAAUAUAUUGUUGGAAGAAGAGAUAAUGUUUGCCUCUGAAGUAGUUGAGGUACAGCCAGAAAAGUUACAGGAGGUGAAGGAAGAAGACAAGGAAAAGAAGAAAGAGGAAGUGAAGGAAGAGGAAGGAGAUAAAGAAGAGGAAGAGGAGGACGAGGAGGAGGGGGAUGAGGAGGGCAAGGUGGAGGAGCAGUAAGAUUUACCACCGUCAUAGGCCAAAAGCAUAAUACAAAAAACAAUAUAAGCAAAAAAUAAAAUACUGAGCUUUAACAAAAAAGAAUAUAUAUAAACCGCUACUGGAAUACCUUUUAUUCUCUUUCUUCUUCAACAAAUUUAAAUUUGAAAAACAUAGAAACAAACAAAAAACUUGUAUUUUAUAGUAAUUAGUAUAAGGCAAGCUCUUAGACACUAAGAAUAGGUAAAGACGUGAUGAUAGAAAUACUACAAAAGAUUUGACCAGUCUAAUGAGUCUUAAGAUUUAACUGUGUUAUCCUUAUAAAGGAAGGAAUUCCCAUUGUGUAAAUGUUUCUAUCUCUAUGUUUUAAAUAUUUCUUAAGAGGGUUAAUAAGUUUCUUAAGUAUUAAGAUUAUACAUGUAAGUGCAUAGAACCAUUCCAACUUAAGAUAACCAUUUAAUAACCUUUGGCUUUCUUGUUUUUGUCAUCACUAUUAUGAUUGUUAUUUUUUUUCUAUCUAAAAUCAAUUAAUUACUAUUUAUAGUUACUGAUAGUGGUGAUGAUGGUGGUGAUGAUACUGACCAUGUGGUAUCAAGGCAUUGAAUAUCAUUAUGUGUAUUUGUAUUGUGUGUGUUUGAAAUAGUUUCACUGGUACUGGCACUGUUAGGAGACAAAUUCUUAUUUCUACUUCAUGUUUAAUAUUUUAUUAAAGACUUGUUCUAAUUCUUUACUAGGCUGUAAUUUGUUAAUUUGUUGCCACCAAGGACAAAUAAAUGUCAAAAGUUUAAUUAUU
This is a messenger RNA of Canis lupus familiaris (dog), 1820 nucleotides long. It is a transcript of the gene GLIPR1L2, whose product is annotated as GLIPR1 like 2. Bases 23 to 1048 code for a protein of 341 amino acids. Lineage: Eukaryota; Metazoa; Chordata; Mammalia; Carnivora; Canidae. The transcript is spliced from 6 exons. The record is from RefSeq and is a predicted model, not a curated record.